Penaeus vannamei (Pacific white shrimp) is the source of this 903-nucleotide messenger RNA. The record is from RefSeq and is a predicted model, not a curated record. NCBI's taxonomy places the organism in Eukaryota, Metazoa, Arthropoda, Malacostraca, Decapoda, Penaeidae.
AUGAAUCAUAUUGAGUGUAGUACUGAAAAACUCAAUAACCUCUCACCACAUAAAACGUAUCACACUGCACUGAAAAAGCUUAAAGCAAAACCUAAAAACAUAAGCUGGGGUAUCAAAGACAGUAAUGGAGCCGUUCUUAAUAGCAAAAACGAGAUUCUCGACCGCUGGAAUGGGAAAAGCCCAGGUCUAGAUAAUAUCAUCUCUGAGUAUAUCAAAUCUGGCGGCGAGCCUAUCAUCAGUGCACUACACCAUCUAUUCAACUACACCCUAACAACAGGGAAAAUACCACAGCUUUUCAAAGAAGCUCUCAUUGUUGUGAUCUACAAGAAAGGUAGCAGAGUUGACUACAGCAAUUAUCGCCCAAUAAGCCUUCUAAGCCAUGUCUACAAACUAUCCAAAGCCUUUGACAGUGUCAAACUUUCCUGCCUAUGGAACCUACUAGAUAAAACAUCAAUCAACAAAAAAUACAUCAAUCUUCUGAAGCAAUCAUAUGAAAACUCAAAAGCAUACAUAGAAACAGAUAUUGGAACGUCACGUUGCGUUUAUAUUCUCAAAGGAGUUAAACAAGGUGAUGUUCUAUCUGCUAUUCUAUUCUGCAUCGUCAUUGCAGCACUUGUGCUUCAAGUUGAAAAUUCGACUGGUGGUUACAAUCUUUCAAAUUUGAGUUACGCAGACGACAUUGCUGUCAUAAGCCAUAAACUCUCUUCGAAAAAUGACGGACUGGCUGCCGUCAAACAUCGUAUUGGCCUAGGAUGGGCUGCCUUUAACAAGAACAAAGAUGUGCUAACAUCAAAAAGGAUACCAUAUCAUCUAAAAUCGAAGAUCUUUAACACCUACGUGAUACCGGAUGUGCUCUAUGGAUUAGAGUGUGUUAACUGGACCUUGAAAUCCUUGGAUUUAUGA